Messenger RNA from Tyto alba (common barn owl), 1965 nucleotides. It is a transcript of the gene XIRP2, whose product is annotated as xin actin binding repeat containing 2. Gene Ontology annotation, biological process: actin filament bundle assembly. Gene Ontology annotation, cellular component: plasma membrane; actin cytoskeleton. The record is from RefSeq and is a predicted model, not a curated record. The transcript has 9 exons. Gene Ontology annotation, molecular function: actin filament binding. Lineage: Eukaryota; Metazoa; Chordata; Aves; Strigiformes; Tytonidae. Bases 1 to 1911 code for a protein of 636 amino acids.
AUGGGUGAAGCACAAUUGUCCUUGAUUGCUAAUGAUACACUCAUUUUAAAAGAAACAGAAAGUGAGAGUUCGCUUUCAUCAACAUUGAAGAGUCAGUCUGGGACCCAUUCUGUCAGUCCUCUGGAGUCUAGCGUGAAAAGAGGGAGAGCAAUCUUUGAAAAGAUGUCAUCAGAAAAUGGCAAAAGUAACAGCUCUGAAGUGGGUUCUCGCAAAUCUGUAAGAAGACUACCUAAAGAGAGCACUCCCAGGGCUGAUAACACACCACUGGAUUUCCAGGAGAUUGUCUCCUUGAAAGAAAGAAUGGCUAUGUACAAGGCUGCUGUGUCCAAGAGAGAGGGUAUCAACGCCUUUGCUCAUACUUCAGAGAAAACCAAGUUCUGUACUGUGCCUGGUGGCCUGGCAGCAAUGAAGAAACAAUUUGAGAAAGUGAAGAUGACCUCUUCACGAAAGACCUUUGCUCAGUACAAGCACCAGCACAAAUCUGUACAGGAAAUGUCAAGUAGCAUUCGGCACACAGUAUCAAGCAGCACCAGGGAAGCUAAGUGCAAUGAAAUGACCUCCAAAGAAAGUCAAAUGGAAGCCUCUCAAACACAAGAGGUUUCUCAUCGUGAGCAAGUUACUCAUGAGACAAAAAUGGCUUCUACAUUCCCUCAGCACACUGAUGAAACAGUAAUCAAUGCAACUCAGAACGAAGAGCUCCCAAAGACUGUAACACAGAUUUUAAAAGAGCAAAUUGAAAGGACAGCUCAGGAAAAGGCUGAGUACCCUGACAAAGUGACUGGAACACCUGCAAAAGAAGUAAAGAAACUACUGAUUCCUGAAAAUGAAACGUGCAGACUCUGUCAACAGAGAGUUUACCCAAUGGAAUGCCUAGUUGCUGACAAGCAGAAUUUUCAUAAAUCAUGUUUCCGAUGUCACCACUGUGGCAGUCAAUUAAGCUUGGGAAAUUAUGCAUCUCUCCAUGGAAAAAUAUAUUGUAAACCGCAUUUUAAGCAGCUUUUCAAAUCAAAAGGAAAUUAUGAUGAAGGUUUUGGACACAAGCAGCAUAAAGAAUUAUGGACUUAUAAAGAUCAGUGUAGCUCAGCUGGCAAUAUUCAUGCUGAAGAAACAAAUCCCAUUAAUAGCAUACCUGUUGAUCCUAAACCAGUUACAGAAAUUGAUCAAGACUUGUAUUCAGGUACUGAAGGCACUCAUCCUGAUAUUUUGGAUAAUAAUCUGAAAAAAUCCACAGAAAGAGGUAAAUUAAAGAUGACGUGGCCUCCUUCAACAGAUGAUGCAACACCUAAGAAAACAUUUUCUAUUGAAGAAGUGGCUAAAGUAAAUAAGCCAAAGUGGCCACCAGAAGGCUUUGCACAAGAAGAUUCUAGUUUACAUACAAAUAAACCUCCGGGUGAUAAAAAGGAUCCUCAUGAAAAAAAUACUGUGAGAGAGCAAAAUAGAAAUAACACUGCAAAUGCACAACAAAAUCAACACUCAUCCUUUAGCUCUCCGUCUGAGAAAGAAGCUCCAAAUAUCUGUAAAGCAAAGAAAAAUGAAGCAGGCAAUAAGGGAAAAGAUGAGGAAGCUGGGACGGUGCAAGGUAAGCUGAAUAAAACAGGAGGAUCACAGAAUAGGGAAGAAAGUGGAAAGAAUAUUAAUGAAAGUGAUAAUGUGAUUGUGCAUAGUGCUGGGAAGGAGCGAGAGAAAAAAAUUAAUGAAACUGGUGAUUCAGAAGUUGUACAGGUUACUAACAUUGAUGAUGUAACAGUACAAAAGAAUCAGAAAGAAUUCAGCUUGAGUAACAAUAACAAUAACAAUAAUGCCACUUUGUCACAUCUAAACAACUGUAGGCAGGAAACAACUCUUUCAGGUACGUCUAACCCAAUGACAGCAUUAAGCCAUGAAAUUUGCAAAAGAAUAUGGGAAUUAUGAUACAGAACUGAAUGAUAUUGAUUCCUGUCAAGAAAGUGAAAUAACUGAAAUGAC